CGCAUUUCAUACGCGCAGAGCCAACCAACAACCAAUUCCCCAAUCCGCCUCCUCGCCCGGCUUCAAGAGGGCCCUAAUCCGGCGUCGAAUCCGAUGGCGGCCAGCGCCGGCAGCAAGAUCCGCAACGCCAAGCUGGUUCUUCUCGGCGAUGUGGGUGCUGGGAAAUCCAGCCUGGUGCUUCGGUUCGUAAAAGGACAAUUUGUUGAGUUCCAGGAAUCGACAAUUGGAGCGGCUUUCUUCUCUCAAACACUGGCUGUUAAUGACGAGACUGUGAAGUUUGAAAUCUGGGAUACUGCUGGGCAGGAGAGGUAUCAUAGCUUGGCCCCCAUGUACUAUAGGGGUGCUGCCGCAGCCAUAGUUGUCUAUGACAUCUCGAACCAGGCAUCCUUCACCCGAGCAAAGAAAUGGGUUCAAGAACUUCAAGCUCAAGGAAACCAGAAUACAGUAGUGGCUCUUGCUGGCAACAAAGCUGAUUUGCUAGAGGCGAGGGAGGUUCAAAUAGAGGAAGCCAAGACAUAUGCGCAGGAGAAUGGCCUCUUCUUCAUGGAAACGUCUGCCAAGACUGCAACCAAUGUGAAUGACAUAUUUUAUGAGAUUGCGAAGAGACUGCUGCAAGGGCAGGCGGCGCAGAACCCACAGGCGGCGGGGAUGGUUCUCUCCCAGAGACCCAACGAGAGAGUGGUCAGCGCGGCUUCGUGCUGCUCCUGAAGCACAAGUUUUGGCCGCAUUUGCCGUCUGUAUGAAAUUUAGGAGAGGGAUUUCGGCAAGCAUUUGUCGUGCGGCUUCGUGCCGCUCUUGAUCUUGUGGCUGCCUUCCUGGCUGAUCUGAUAUACUCUAGCACCACCGCGCCUGCCUGACACUUUACUUUUCCGUUCGUGCGUUUGUCGUGUAAAUGCCCACACUGGAAUGCCCCUGCAGAUAUCGCAAUUCGCAAGUGAGAGUUACCUGCAAA
Hordeum vulgare subsp. vulgare (domesticated barley) is the source of this 952-nucleotide messenger RNA. Its product is annotated as ras-related protein Rab5A-like. NCBI's taxonomy places the organism in Eukaryota, Viridiplantae, Streptophyta, Magnoliopsida, Poales, Poaceae. Bases 94 to 708 code for a protein of 204 amino acids. The transcript has 7 exons. Gene Ontology annotation, molecular function: GTP binding; GTPase activity. The record is from RefSeq and is a predicted model, not a curated record.